Colias croceus (clouded yellow) is the source of this 15194-nucleotide messenger RNA. RefSeq names its product vacuolar protein sorting-associated protein 13D (gene Vps13D). Gene Ontology annotation, cellular component: extrinsic component of membrane. The transcript has 70 exons. Bases 193 to 12726 code for a protein of 4177 amino acids. Gene Ontology annotation, biological process: mitochondrion organization; protein targeting to vacuole; protein retention in Golgi apparatus. The record is from RefSeq and is a predicted model, not a curated record. NCBI's taxonomy places the organism in Eukaryota, Metazoa, Arthropoda, Insecta, Lepidoptera, Pieridae.
AAAUAUAGAGUACAAGUUCGGGAUUAAUAUUUACGUUUAAUAUUGUUACUUGUUAGCGGUUUUAUUAUUUUCCCACUGUCUAUAUCAGUAUAAUUUAAAGUAUAGAUGUGUAGUCGCUCCUUUAACUUAUUGUAAUCAUAAGAGAGUGAUCUUAUUUUUAUGAAAGUGCUAUUGGAAAUUUAACAAUGCACAAUGUUGGAAGGCUUAGUGGCUUGGGUGUUAAACAAUUAUCUUGGAAAAUAUGUAGAAAAUUUAAAUACCGAUCAGCUCAGUGUGGCACUUCUUUCUGGUAAGGUUGAAUUAGAAAAUCUUCCAUUAAAGAAAGAUGCAUUACGGCAUUUGGGAUUGCCAGUGGAGAUCAAAGCUGGCUUCAUUGGGAAGGUGCAGCUCCAAGUGCCAGUCCGGCAAAUCCGUUCAGUGCCUUGGCUCAUUGCUAUUGAGAAGCUGUACCUUGUCGCAGCUCCUGUUAAUCUAGAUGAGUGGGAUGGUGCAGUGGAAGCUACCAUAGCACAUGAGCAAAAGGUAUCAAUUCUCGAUGCGCUAGAAGCUCAGUGGCGAGCGGAACACGAAGCUAGUGACGCGGGAUACUACGCCACAUCCUAUUCAUCAUGGCUCAACUAUGGGACUGGCUUACUAGCCAAUAUUGUAGAGAAUCUGCAGUUGAAAAUAAACGACGUGCACAUCCGCUACGAGGACGCGCUGACGUGCGGCGGGCGCGCGUUCGCGUGCGGCUUCGCGGCCGAGUCGCUCGCGGCGGAGUCGUGCGACGCGGGCUGGCGGCGCGGCUUCACGCCGCUCGACGAUCCCUGCUCCUUUAAGCUGCUCGAGCUCGUCAACCUGGCGGUCUACUGGGAUCCCAUGCCGGUGGCCGCUAUGAUGGCGGAUUGCACGAUGUCUGAACUUACGGAGCGCAUGUGCAGCACGUGGGUGAGCGCGCACCAGUUCGUGGUGCGGCCGGCGGGCGGGUCGGCGCGCGUGCGCCGCGAGCGCUGCGAGCAGCCGCUACGGGACCGCGCGCGGCCGCGACUAGCGUGCCACUUGACAUUGGAUGCGGUGUUGUUGAGGCUUACUUCGCGUCAGUACAGCGAGAUGUGCGGGUGCGUGCGCGGGCUGGAGCGCGUGGCGCGGCUGCGCGAGGCGCGCGCGUUCCGCCCGCUCGUGCCGCUCGCCGCGCAUGCGCGCCUGUGGUGGCUCUACGCGCUCAAGGCGCAUCUGCCUCAUCAUACGUGGAUGGAACCCAAACCAACUUGGGAGUCAUGUUUAGAGCAAGCUCGUAAGACGCGGCGUUACGUGGAGAUUUGCCUCAGUAUAUUAUGCAACCCGGCCGCCACGCUGCCGCCGGAGGAUAAACAGGCCAAAGAUGACUUUGAGUGGGCCAACCCGCUGUCCGUACUUAAAUUAUGCAGAGAGGUGGCGAUACGCAAAGUGCCAAUAACAGCCACAGUGCCAGAACAAGCCAGUUCAGGUCGAUCAGUGCUAGUGCGCUGGUUUCCGCAAUGGUGGGGCUGGUACGCAACACCCCCGGACCCCCCGCCCGACCCCGCCGCCAGCCCUCCGGACCCCGCCAACACAUCUGACCCCGCACCCGCGAGACUGGAACAUGAGAUUCUGGAUGUUAUAGCAGAUUCGCUGGAUGAUAAUACGCUGCUGAGAAGGGACGCGCUUUUCGGUCUCUUCGAGUUCACUCUGAACACUGGUUCUUUCGAUCUGUGCACAGAAUACGAGGAUAGUUCCGCGAAUGGGUCAGCGAGCGAGAACGCGGGCGGCGGUGUGGAGCUGCAGUUCAGCUUGGUGCGCGUGCGCGUGGAGUCGCGGCCGCGCGCCGGCGCGCUGUCGCUGCACGCGUCGCUCGGCGCCGUGUGCCUGCGCGACCGCAUCAACCCGCGCACGCUCUUCCCCGUGCUCGUCGCGCCGCAGGGCAUGAUCCGCGAAGGCCUAAGUGCGAUGAACCCGGCGGCGAGCGCUGCGUCGUGGUGGCGCACGCAGCAGGCGCCCGCGCACGCGCCCGCCGACGACGAGCCGCUCUUCCAGUUUACGUAUGAGAAGCGACCCGUGGGACUCAAUUGUGAUCACAGGCUGCGCGUAAAGUCCCGGUCGGUGGAAGUGGUGUGGUGCGUGGAGGCGGUGCGGUGGGCGCAGCGCUGGGCGGCGGCGGGCGGCGCGGGGCCGGGCCGCGCCAUCGCGCACGUGCGGGACCACACACGGGCCACGCUGCGCACGCACUAUGAGCGGCUGCUGCACGCACGGCGGACGCCGAAUGACCGUCGCUCCUGGCAAGUGGAGCUGGACAUAUCAGCGCCGCAGAUCCUGUUCGUGGAGGACCUGUGCGACCGCGACGCGUCCGUGCUGGUCGUGGACUUCGGCCGGCUGCGGCUCGCCAACGCCAACCUCGUGGAGGAGGAGGAGCCCAAGCCGCUCUCCGUCGAUGAUGAUGAAGAGACGUUCAUGACCCCGUGCUCGACGCCGCCGGGCAGCCUGCUGUCGCCGGGCUCGCCGCCCGACGCGCCGCCCGCCCCGCGCCCGCUCGACCCCGCCCACCUGCACACCAGCCUCUACGAUAGGUACAAGAUAGAGCUAAGCGAUCUGCAGCUGCUGGUGGGGCGUGCGCGCGACAACUGGAAAUACGCACACACAAAGGCUACUUCCGCUUUGCAUCUUCUUGACCGAUUCAGUAUUUCAUUACAGGCGGAGCGGCGCGUGGUGCAGACGAGCGACCCGCAGUACCCGACGGCGGCGCUGUGCGGCUCGCUGCCCGCGCUCGUGGCGCACCUCUCCGAGCACAAGCUGGCCGCGCUGCGCCGCGUGCUGGCCGCGCACACAGCGCCCCGCCCCGCGCACGCGCACCACCCACUGCCCAACUCAUCUCCAAACGAAGACGGCUCAGAAGACGACGAAGAAGAGGAAGAGAGCAGUAUCAGCUCGGAGACAGAACGGUCGGAGUUUUCCACGCACAACAACGCGACGCUGCUCUUGCUGCAGUUUGCAAUUGAUCAGCUUUCUGUAGAGGUGCAGUCGCGCGGGCGCAGCAUAGCGGAGGUGCAGGUGUGCGGCGUGCGCGCGGCGGUCAGCGCCCGCCCGUGCGACACGUCCCUCUCGCUGUCCGUGCACUCGCUGCUGCUGGUCGACGCGCUGCAGACCUACGGCCCGGACUUCGAGCUGCUGGUGGCCAGCCACAAACACGUGGGCAUGGACACAACAUCGGGCAGUAUCCGUGGGUCGGAGCCCACGUCGCCUACCUCCCCCGCGUCGCCCGACUCCCGCGCCCCUCCCCCCGCGCCCUCACCGCGGGAUCUGCACAAUGCGCUCCACUCGUUACACAGCUCAUACAUUCCUGACGCUGGAAGAACGAGUCCGACUCAAACUUGGAUGGCAGGAGCUAGUAUGAACUCUAGUUACGGGACCGCUGGGGCUACAGGACCACGGGGCACGAGCUGGGGCAACGGCUGGGGCUCCGACGGGGCCGCUUGGGGCACACCAGGGCUCGUUGACUCGGAAGCGCUCAUAGCAGUUGAACUGUGUAUAGUUAAAGGAGAUGGAACCUCUGAGGAAUUAAGGAUUGCUAAUAUUCUCUUCAAUAAUUUGGAUGUUAUAGCGAACCAAGAGACGAUAGUGGAGCUGAUCGGGUUCGCGCACCGCGUGGCGGGCGCUGGUGCUGCGCGCGGCCCCGCUCCGCCCGCACACAGCUCGCCGCUCGCGCCGCCCGCCGCCGACGAGCUCAAGGUGGGCGUGCGUUCUGAGAUAACGUUCGAUUUCCACCGGCUGGGCGUGCUGCUGCUGCGCGCGGGCGUGCGGGAGGGCGCGCUCGUUGCUAAUAAGAUAGCUACGGCCACGCUGGGUGACGCGCGCAUACAGGCCACGCUCAAUGGUUCGAGUGUCGAAGUGAGCGGUUCACUGGGAGGCGUACAAGUGGUGUCCGUAUCUGAGAACGCAGGACUACAUUCCCGCAUUCUAUCGGCGGGUCGUGCACCUCCUGCCCCGUUAGCCCCACUAGCUCCAUUGGCCCCACUCGCCCCAAGGCCCCCGGACACACAGACCAGUGAUGAAAAAGCGCUAUUCUUUACGAUAUCGAGGAAUGUACAACCGCCUAAUGAAGAUGAAAUGCCUGUGGUGGAAGUGAAAGUGCAAGUGCAAGUGGCUAGUGUGUGGUACACGCACUCGGGCCCACUGUUACGAGAACUACAGAGCUGCCUCACAGAGUUUAAGCAGUAUUUGGCAAACCUUGCGCGGUCUAUACGCGCGGCCGCUGCUGACAUGGCUAUUGGCUUGGUACAUCCCAGAACGGACAGUCUAUACGCAAAUCCAAAACUAUCGCAGUCUACGGAAGGCGUGUCCCCGCGGCGGCGCACAACCAGCUUGGGCAAUUCUUUAGAUGAGCCCGAUAGAGAUCCUCACCAAUUGAUCCUGAGCGUGAGCGUGGAACUAGAGUCGCCGGUGGUGGUAGUCCCGUGCGCGGCGCAGAGCGCGAGCGUGUUCGUGGCGCACCUCGGCCGCAUGAGCCUCGCCAACCGGCCCGGCGCGCCCGCUCGCUCGCUCUACCGCGUGCGCGUGCGCGACAUCUGCCUCGUCUCCCUAGACGUAACGGAGCGGCUGCAGCAACAGCAGCAGCAGUCACUGAGCGUGCAGGCGCUGUACGACGUGGCGGGCGGCCGGCCCGUGCUGCACGACACCGCGCUGCACCUCGCCGUCGCGCUGCAGGACGGCGACCAGCAGCCGCAGUGCCAAGUGGAGGGCAAAGUAGUAGGCGGACUACACGUGACUGCGAGCCGCGAGCAGUACGAGCAGCUGCUGGAAACAGUGCGCUGGGUGACCGGGGAUGCGCCCGCGCACCCGCCCGCACCGCCGCCGCAGGAUGACCCGCUCGGUGAUCAGACGAGCACGCUAGCGGAGGGCGCGGUGCCCACGCUGCGGCUGGACCCGGCGGUGCGCGCGGCCGUGCUGGCCGUGCCGCCGCCCGCGCCCGCGCCGCUACCCGCACCCACCUUUACUUCCACUGUCGUCACGUUUGAGUUGCCAAACUUUACGGUGGAGUUACGCGCCGACUUGGGUGCGGGCGAGCGUAGCCUUGUGGCGCUCACCUUCAGAGAAUUCUCGUUGAAGCACUCGCACUUACACCCGCAUGAGACUACGUUGCAGGUGUCGCUGUACUCGAUAACGAUGGAGGACCUAACAAAAGACCCUGACUCGCGGCAUCGCAUGCUGAUGGUAUCCCACUCACCUCCGGUGCCCCCAAAGGCAGUUUUCGUCUCCAAGUCGUGCCCCGAUUUCUCGUGGCACGCGAGUACUGCCCCCGUGCUGCCCCCACCACCCCUCGUACGUAGGCCCUCACUGCCUUCAGGGCUUAAUUCUACAGAGAAUAAGCCGGAGAAAGAGCGGUUACGAGAAAAGCAAGACAGCCGCUGCGGCCCCACCCCUCCCUGCUCCCCCGUGGAGGGUGCUCCGGGGGGCGAGGGGGAGGGCUGUGAGGGGGAUGCCGCAGACGACAACCUCGUGUGGGUCUCCGUGCACACACGUGACCCGCAACAUCCGCACUUUAACGAUAAAUUCAAUAAGGUGUCCAGAUUGACCAAAGUGGAGUUCAACUGUCUGAAGUUAGUGUUGAGUAUCGAUAGCUGGGUGGCCGUGUUGGAUUUCUUUGGAGUCGCUGGUGAUGAAGCUGAACAGGAUGCCAAUACUGAUAUUAACGGGAAAGAUUGCGUGGAUGGGCAAAGCGACGUGUCUGUAGAUGUGGACAGCACGGUGACGGAGACGGAGAUAUUCGUGCGGUCUCUGUCCGUGGUGGUGGUGGGCGCGCGGGGGGACGCGUGCCGCGCGCUGGUGUCGCGCGGGGCGGCGCGCGUGCGGCGCGGCGCCGAGCGGCACGUGCGCGCGCAGCUGGGCGCGCUGGCGCUGGCCGACCUGGCGCCGCGCGCGCCGCUCUGGCGCGACCGCCUGCGCACCGCACAGCGCCACGCGCUCACGCUGCACUACCACCGGUUGAGUCCAGCGGCCGCGUUGGAAGCUGGGUACGAGACCAGUCUAGAACUGGAUAUGGGGCCGCUAACGUAUGUGCAUACGCGUCGUUUUGUGUUAGAACUACAAGCGUUCGCUCGCGACUUUAGUCUUCUACGACACGUCAUUGUGCAGGCCCGUCGAAAGGUGUCGAGCGUGGCGCGCGCGUCGCAGGCGCAGCGCAUGCGGCUGAAGGUGCGGUGCGCGGCGCCGCUGAUCGUGGUGCCGGUGUCGGGCCGCAGCCGCGCCGCGCUCGCCGCCGAGCUGCGCCUGCUGCAAAUCGACAACUGCUUCCUCCGCGCGGGGGACCCCGCCACCGUCAGCACGCUGCUCGACCCCGCCAGGCCGGAGCGCGAGCUGCUGGACGUGCGCACGAUCCGGCUGGAGGGGCUGUCGGUAUGGUGCGCGGAGGGCGGGGGAGGGGGAGGGGGGGCGCGUGGCGUGCGCGUGCGACGAGUGGGCCCGCCACUGCUGCCCGCGCCCACACACCUCCAGCUGCAGCUGGAGAUCAAUUGUGAUAAAACGCAUAAUGUGGCGGACAUGACGAUGCAAGGCACGCUAACUACUCUCCAAGUGUCGCUGGACGCGGCGCAGUACCGCCUCAUCCGCGGCGUGUUGGCGCACAACCUGGGCGAGGCGUGCCCCGAGCUCGUAGCGCCUGCCCCCGCGCCGCCGGCGGGGCAGGCAGUGGGGGCAGAUGUGUGGCGCACUUGGUCGCUGCAGCUGCACUUGCAGGACGUGCAAGUGCAAUUGCGUCGUGCGGACGCGCCACCGCUGGCCGCGGUCCAUUUCAUCAAGUCAAGAUUACUACUUGAUUCGUAUUCUGACACCAGCCAGGAUGUUGACCUUGUAUCUCAGGAGAUCCUAGUUUGCGACAGCCGGUACUCAUCGGAGCCGGCCAACCGGCGCGGCAACGUGUUCAGCCGCAUCGUGCAGCCGCAGCCCGACCACCCGCACACCGUGCAGGCUGAACUGCACGCUAGGAAACGUCCGGACUCAUCAGCGUAUACAAUAAUGGUGAACAACAUGCGUCUGAUGGCCAUCCUCGACUGGUGGGAGGCGGCCAACCAGUUCAUCAUGCAGCCACCGCCACCGCCCGCUGACCCUGAUCAGCUUUACUUUGAGGAAAGAUCACCAGAGUACGGCUUAGACGCCAGCAACACGGAGAGCGGGGGCGAAGCGCCCGAGCCGCCCGAGCCGAUGGAGCUCAAGCUGAACGUGACCGACUCGCAGCUCGUGCUCGUGGAGGACGCCUCCGUGUGGGACACUAACGCUGUUAUAUUGAAGAGCACCACAGUGAUCACGUACCGCGUGGCAGAGGAACGGGCCCUGGUGUGCGAAGUGAGUGAACUGGAAGUGUUCUCGUGCGUGCUGGGGCUGGAGGACGAGACUGCGCUCGCCAUCGUGGACCCCGCCGCGCUGCACCUCGCGCUCAACGCUGACCAAGUGCUGCACGUGGAUAUGGGCACACUAAACCUCCGCCUUUCCUACCACGAUAUGCGCAUGUUUGCUGCCAUGCUGCAAUCGCUGCCCGCGCAAGCGAGACUCGCGCUUUCAGACAAGUCCGACCCUAGUACUCACAUACCGGACGAGCCGGCGAACAGCGUGCACAUGCGCGCCAACAACAACGCGUCCCGGCUCGUGGCCCCGCGCUGGCUGCGCACCAACUCGCACCCGCACGCACACGCACACGCACAUGCGCACGCGCACUCGCCAGCUCCGAGUGUACAGCCCGCACCCAAGAAGGCUUUACGAGCUGUUCAGGUGAGCGCGGAGAGCGUGACGCUCUGUGUCAUCGAUGACUGUCUGGACUCUGAUGUUCCGCUGCUGGAGUUGUCACUUGCAGAUCUGCAACUUGAACAGGACCUCCGCAAAGUGGAAGAAGCGUUCGAAGACCCGAUCCUAGUAUCGACACCAUCGGGCAGCUCUAGCGGCCACGUGCCCGAGGGUGCGGUGGUCCCGCUGGCGGCCGCACGCCGCACGGCCGCGGGCGGGGGGCGGCUGAAGGCGCUGCUCACGCUUGACUACUAUAACCGCAUGCUGUCUGGCUGGGAACCCAUUGUGGAGCCUUGGAGGUUUGAAAGUCGUUGGGAGUACACGCUAUCGAGUGCACUAUCCCUCCGCCGGUUACAAGUUGAAAUAGCCUCUUCAGAAAUCUUGAACACAAAUAUCACGUCCGCGCUUGUGGACCUCAUCCGACUCGUAAGGACCAACUGGACUGCUGAUUAUUAUGCACCACAGGGCUCGAGCCAGUCGGAGCAGUCGCCCAAGGGCAGCCCGGCGGGGCACCGGCGCCGCUCGCCCUUCGUGCCGUACGCGCUGCGCAACCUCACCGGGCACCGCCUGUGGUUCACCACGCUCACCACCGCCUCCGAUGAGUUGCGUGAGGGCGGCGAAACAACGUCAUGGUCGGGACCUGAUGACUCGUGGGUGUGCGUUCGCGCGGGCGACACGGAGCCCUUCUCAUUCGGGGCGCGGCGUGGUAGGGCGCGGGGCGGGGCGCCGGCGCCCUCGGGAGCCGCGCCCUCCGACCCGGCGCCCCUCGCGCCGCUGCACCGCCUUGUGGUGCGGGUAGAUGGCUGGUCGCCGCUCGAUCCUGUGUGUGUCGACCGAGUGGGCGUGUUCUUUAGACAUAUUACACAUAAUAAAUCGGGUUCGGAAGCACGCGUGGUGCUGGAGGUGUCGCUGGAGGGCUCGGCGCGCAAGCUGGUGACGGUGCGGUCGGCGCUGUGCCUGCGCAACGAGCUGCCGCACGCCGUCGAGGUGCGCACGCACCACGCGCACCCGCACGCGCACUGGGGCGGGGCGGGCGCGCGCGGGGCCACGGUGGCGGCGGGCGGCUGGUGGGCGGCGCCGCUCAGUGCCCGCGCGCCCGUGUUGUGGACCAGACCGCUGGUACGAGCCCGCCCGCCGUCCCCAGCGCCGUCGCCCGCGCCGCUGGACUGGCGCGCCGCCCCCGCGCACCCCGCGCUGCUGCACUACGAGUGCCGCGCGCCGCACGACUACGUCUACAGGUUUUGCUGUGUGAUAAUCCGCGAGAGAUUCCCAUUGGAGCGCGGAGAACCGUUAGCGGGACACACGCUUCGGCUAGUGCCGGCGUUGCGGCUCGAGAACCUGUUGCCGCUGGAGCUGCAGUAUCGUGCUGGCUCGAUCACAGGGGCACUGCCAGCUGCGCAAACAGAGCCUUUCCAUCAGCUGGAUGUAGAAGAAGGCGUCGAAAUAACGGUAAAAUUGGAAGGCUUCGGUUGGUCCUCCGCUCUGAGUGUGGGCGGUGGAGGGGGAGGGGGGUCUAAUAACUCUUUCUCAGCGAGACUAAAGUUACGCGAUGUUAAAGGAAGAAGAUUGUACUUGAAUGCAAGAGUCACUGUUAAGAAAACUGAUGGCAUUAAGGUGUCGAUCUCAGCGGCGUACUGGCUGGUGAACCGCACGGGGCUGCCGCUGGUGUUCCGCGCGGAGGGCGGGGGUGGGGGCGGCGAGGCGGCGGGGCAGUUCGCGGAGCACGAGCUGGCGCGCAUGGUGGCGCCGCUGCCCUUCGCCUUCGCCGACGGCGACGGGCCCACGCUCAGCGCGCGCCUCGGCACCGCGCUCGCCGCACACCCCGAGUGGUGCUCCCCGUUCGGCCUGGGGCCGGGCGUGACGGUGAAGCGUCUGGAGGCGGGCGCGGAGGAGCGCGCGUACAGCGUGGGCGUGAGCGUGCGCGCGGGGCGGGGCCGCCACCGCCGCACCAACGUCGUCACCUUCACGCCGCGCUACCAGAUACACAACAACACCUCGCGCACGCUGCAGUUCGCGCAGAAGUGCACUGCUACCACGCUCAGUGACCCUGGCGCGAUGGCAACACACAUGUCUGCAGUUGCCGGCUGCUACCUGCCGUGGCAUUGGGCGCGCUGGGAUCGCGAGCCGCUUCUCUGCGUGCGCGUGUUAUCUGAUCCUAGUGGGACCAAUAGUGGGACAAAUUCUGGGGCCAGUGAUACAGCGGCACCGCUCACAGCCUGGUCUGGUGGAUUUAAGAUCGACGCGCCGAGGAGUUUGCACAUCGCUUGCAGGGAGAGCGGCGGGUCGUACCUGAGCGUGCGCGUGGAGGUGGUGCGGCAGGGCGCGGCGCUGCUCGUGGUGCUGACGGACGCGGACUGCGCGCCGCCGCCGCUGCGCAUCGACAACUGCUCGCCCGUGCCCAUCAUGUUCCACCAGGUGGGUUGCAGCGAGGAGAGCGUAGUGCGGUCUGGCGCGCGGCUGCGCUGGGCGCUGCCCGAGCCGGAGGGCCCGCGCACUGUGGCCCUCAGGGCCCCCGGCGGCCCUCGCCUGCCGCUGCCCCUCGACGCUUUGCACUCUACGCAUACGCUGCUGUACCAGAACUUCAUUUACGUGUGCUUCCCCGCCCCCGCCUCUCCCUCACCCGCUUCCCCCACUCCCGCCCCGCCCUCGCCAGAUGCGGACCUCGUGCUCGAGGUGCCCGCUGGAUCCACGCGCGUGCAGCUUGCUACCAAGCGAUAUGGUGACAGGUCGCAGCUAUGGCGGCGCGGCCCGGGCGGGCAACUGAUCCACGAGGGCAGCUCGCCGCCACAACCCACUGAUGCCAUGCUCUCUGACGAUACCACCAUUUCACCACACGCCAUGGUGCUGGACAUCGAGGGCGCGGCGCCGCGGCCGGGCGUGGCGGCGGCGCUGGUGCUGCGGCGCGCGGACGGCCGGCGGGCCUCCACGCAGGCCUGGCGCCUGCUGCCCGCCGGCCGCAUGGCGUGCGCGCACCGCAACCUGUGCGUGCAGCCCGCCGGCGGCCUCAUGGCCCUCGCCCCCGGUAACCGCGUGGCGCUAGGGUUAGCUGGUGACGCGGACACAGUGCCACCGGAGCAGCGUGUACGCUGGCGUACUCUGCGGCCGGGAUCCGGUCGCCUAAGUGUCACACUGACUGCAGAUGGUCCUACCCGACUCAUACGCAUCAUGGACACUGUUCAAUCGGAAUCAACAAAGAUUGAAUGCGCUGACGACGAAGAGGAGGAGCAAGCGAAGCUGGACGCGAGUUCGGAAGGGGAGUGGGGCGAGUGGGGCGUGUCCGUGUGCCUGGAGGGGCUGGGCGUGUCCCUCGUGGCGGGGGUGGAGCUGGUGUACGCGCUGUUCCUGGGCGUGCGGCUGGACGUGGCGCGGGACGCAGCCGCCGCGCGCCUCACGCUCUCCGUGCACGACAUGCAGUGGGACAACCAGCUGCUGGGCACCUCGAGCCCGGUGCUGCUGUACUGCGUGCCGGAGCGGGUCGGGGCGGGCGGCGCGGGGGCGGGCGGCGCGGGGGCGGGCGGCGCGGGGGCGGGCGGCGCGGGGGCGGGCGGCGCGCUGCCCGCGCUGCACGCGGCGCUGGAGAUGCAGCGCGCGCCGCCGCCGCGCUACAACGCGCGCUACUUCACGCACCUGCUGCUCGCGCUCAGGCCCAUCGCCGUCAAGCUCGAGGAGAGGUUGAUCCUGAUGGUGUGGCAGUGGCUGCAGCAGCCGGAGGGCGAGGAGGUGCCGGACGAGGCGGAGUGGGAGACGCGCCGAGUGUUAGACGAGCUCACUGCACUACACGCUACUAGAUACUACUUCGCGCUUAUCAAGCUGCUGCCCAGCCAGAUCCGUCUAUCAAUGUCCACAUCGAGCAAGGUAGAAGGCGGUGCGGGAGCCCUGCGGCGGCGGCUCGGGCUCACGCUGAUCCGCUUCGAGGACGCGGCCGUCGAGCUGGAGCCCUUCCUGCGAGCGCACGCGUUUGAUACUGCGCCUGCGCUGGCCAGGGACGUGCUGCAGCACUUUAAAGAUGAAUUGAAAUGGCAAGCGGCCAAAAUCCUGGGUUCAGUGGAUUUCUUGGGCAAUCCCUUGGGAUUCGUCGCAGAUGUGUCUGAGGGCGUGUCCGGUCUGAUACUUGAAGGAAAUGUCGCUGCGUUACUGCAAAAUCUUACACAUGGUAUAUCGAACUCUGCAGCAAAAGUUACAGAGACGCUGGGCGACGGGCUGGAGCGCGUGGUGUGCGACGAGGCGCACGAGGAGACGCGGCGCCGCAUCCGCUCGGCCGCGGCCGGCGCCCGCCUCGCUGCCGGCCUCAGGGGGCUCGGCCUCGGCCUGCUCGGUGGCAUGACGUCGUUAGUGAAGCAUAGCUACGAAGGUGCUACAGCAGAAGGAUUACCAGGAUUCAUCGCAGGUGUUGGCAAAGGGCUUGUGGGAACUGUAACUAAGCCUGUCAUUGGCGUACUCGAUUUCGCCGCUGAGACAGCUGCAGCAGUUAGGGAUUCUAGUCGCAAGCGCGUGCGGGCCCCGCGCGCCCCGGCCGCGGCGCUGCUGGCGCGGUACAGCGCGGCGCAGGCGCACGCGGCGGCGCGCCUGUACGCGCUCAACGGCGGCGACUACGCCGAGCGGCUGCUGGCCCACCGCGCCGUGCGGGACACGCCGCACGACAUACAGGCGCUGCUGUCCGACUGCUACCUGCGCAUCUUCACCUGCAAGGGCACGCAGCCGCAGAUCGUCAUGGAGACGCACCUCAGCAACCUAGUAUCGUGCACGGCAGUGACGGUAGACGGCGCGCACUUCGUGGAGCUGGGCGUGCGCGGGGGCUGCGGGGGCGGGGCGGGGUCGGGCGGGGCGGGCGAGGGCCUGCGGCGGCCGCGCGUGCAGUGCGACUCGCGCGAGCUGGCCCGCUGGCUGGCGCAACACGCCGCACACGCGCGCCAGCUGCACCACGACCGCACGCACACGCUCGUGCCGCACGACGAUACGUAACUUCACAUAAUAUAGUGGGGCUGUACAUGUAUACGUUAUCUGUAUAGACGUGACUCGAUGCGUGCGCACGCACGACGAUGACAUUAUAUCCUAUAAUAUUAUAUACGAAACUUAGUGCAGACGUGAGUGGAUACGUACACGACUGCAAUACGACCGGACUGAUACUGUGGCAUCGCAGAACGAUGUACAACGAUUGGCAUAAGUCGGCUAAUUACUUACACACACAUAAUUUUAAAAGUACCUACAUGUUCUAAGACAAAACCAAAAUGAGCACAUAAGUAAGUAAUAUAUUAUGUUACAUUUACGUUCUAAGUAUACGGGUGAUAUUGUUGUGACGCAUUGCUAACGUACGCGCACGCAAUGUGCGUAUACGUUCUCAUAUACGAGUUGUAGUCAAUUGUAACGAUUUGAUUCUGCAGUAUACUUGUAGGUAGUUGAAUAAUGUUCCAGAAAAUAAUAUGUGUAAAUAAACGUUUUGAAGUGUGAUAAAAAGUACCCGAGAAAAGAUAAUUGUGUCGUUUACUUGUGACAUGUAUUAAUUAAAUUUAAGACCUCGAUUUAUUAAAUUAUUUAACCAACUCUACUUUAUAAUAUGUUUAUCUUCUUGGAUAACAGCUCGGACGACUUUUUUGUCUAUGCCAACAUUUUUACUACACAUUACCCAACACCGCACAAAUUAGAAGAUCAAAUUUGUAAUCAUGCCCUGUGUAGAUGCACUUUAAGUGGAAAUUAAUUCAACGUAAACGUGAAAUAAAUAUCAACUAUUUCCUUCAAUUACUUUUUUCUUUUGUUAAUUAUUAGAUAAAGUGACCGAAAACUUGAAAUUAGAAUGUUGGUGCCAAUGAAUGCAAAUGUGUAAGUUAUAUCUUUAAGAUUCCAGUAAUUUAUGGUGUGCAAAUGAAUAAACUGACAUCCAACAUUUCAUUCCCUAGUGCGAGCGUGACUGACUAGCGUAGGUAAUUGACUAAUUUAUUCUGAAAUAUUAAGUAUAAAUAAAUAAGUUUAAGGCAUAUGAUUGUGUGUUUGUUUGUUUAUGCUCCUUACAACUGAAGGAAACUAUUUAACCCAAGAGAAAGUCAACUUGUGAAUAUACAAGUAAUGUGUAAGAUAAAACUGUAUAAUACUUUUGUAAACGAUUCGCUCGUAUCAAUAAUGGUAAUGUUUUAUUUAUUUUUUCGAUAACACGUGUUGUUUGAAAGUUGUGUGUUGACUGUUACAUAAUGUUUUAUGAUUGCAGAUAGAACAAUUAUCUACUUAUUUGGGUUUUAGAACAAAAUGUGUGGUUUUUAUAUAAACGAAAAAUUAAGUUUUUAUAAUAAAGAUGCUCGUUUAUUUUCAAUGAUAAUAAUACGAUAAUGUUCCAUUUGACGAUUUUCAACGUAUUUUAAUAAUAAGUAUGUUUUUUAAUCACCCCUUUCAGUUAAAAUUCAGCACGAUUUAAAAUUACCUAAGUACCUAAGCAAUCACUAUUUUACGAAAAGAUUGCAGUGAAAUGUAGCAUUAUUAAAUAUAAGACUAUUUACAGGAUUAAAUCCUGCGACUUACUUAGACUUUAGGACUAGUGUUACUACUAAAUAUAAAUAAUUAUUGUCAUCACAAUUUAUAGCCUAGACGCGACUCAGUCGUGUGUAUUGUACCUUAUAUAAGAUGUGUACUCCUUAUUUAUGACCUACAAGAAUGUAAAAUGGCUUUUCAUUUUGAAAUAUAAUAUAAAUUUAUAUUGAUAAGCAAUUUGUAUUUAUUAGUAUUAUACUUCUCUUUGAGUUCAAUUGUAAAGUCUGAUUUAAGAACGAUUAAAUUUCUUCAAACUAUUAGUCAAAUUCACCAGGUCAAUAGUUUUUUUUCUCAAUCUUUUACUAAUGCUAUGUUCUUAAGUAUUUUAUCAUUUAUUUCUAUUAUAUUUCACGACGAAAAGUCUUCGUAACUGCGCACAUUUUGACCUAAGUACUAUCAGCGCUUUGGUUGAAUAUAUUUAUUAUUAUGUAUCUGAACAAGGCUGUGUUCAUAAACCUGUAGGAUAAUUGAAGAUUUAGGCGCUCAAAUACACGGCGACUUAAAAAUAAAUUGAUUUGGACACCUUAUUGUUGAAGUAACGAAAUUAAUAUUUAAUAAUGUUUAUUUGAAAGUAUCGCCGUGUAUUGUGGCCAUAUUUUUGGUUGAGACUUGGAUGUAAUAUUGUAUGUUCGUCAAAGUGUUCAACGCACAUUUUGCCUUAUCUUUGUAUUAUUUAUUAUUUUAUUAAGUGAGGAAAAUGCAAUGCUUAAGUAAUGUUAUUUUGGUUAAGGAUGGUUGACUUUUUAUUUAUUGUGUGCACUAACAGAGCCUGUAACUUUGUUGUAAAUGUAUAAAAGUCAAUUUGUUUGAGAUAUGAAUGCCAAAACAUUUUAUUUAGUUGAGGGAGUUGAUAUUAAUUUAAACUUUAAAGCAAUAAGACUUGGUUGAUGGUUGAUAAUAAAAUAUUGUUUAUA